CUCAAAACGUUAUUCGACACAUGGCUUCAGGUCGCGUCAACACCUUUCCACCUGCCGGCACCAACACUCAGAGCUAAGCCCGACGAGUCUUUUCCAUGAACUGUUUUUAAAGAGAGCGACAAGUUCCGAGCCAGAAGAGAAGAUACCGGAAAUUAUCCGCUUUGGAAAGAAUUCAAGGACACGAGGGAGAAGUUGAUUGUUCAAAGGCUCUUCACAUGCGAUGAAAGAUAUGGACCUCUUCAACGGUAUCUCUGAACCAGGCCAGACAGACUUCGACCUCAUCAACCAAAUCAUCACAGAGGAGGAGGCCUCCCUCCCCAGACCUCCUCGGCCUCCUGUCGACCUCCUCUGCCAGCCGCACAGCGAGAGCCACAGGAGGCUCCGGCAGAGCUCCUCCCCGCCAUCUCAGUCCGUGCUGGUGGCGAGAGGCACCCAAUGUCAGCCAACCUGCACCUUCCCUCAGCCCCUGCAGCAGUCGUGCACUUCCAGAGAGAUGGCUCAUCCUUCCCGGGGAAACGUCUCUGCAGCCGGUUCCUCUCGCCGUGGCCGAGGCUCGUCCUGUUUGCUCACCUCUAAGAACUCCGGUGGCGUUUCCGCUCAGAACCGGGUAGGCGACACCGAGAUGCUGGAGCGGAUUCUACAGAAGCCCAAACUGGUGGUGGUGGAGGAGCCCAAGGAGAGAGGCAUGAGGUUUCGCUACGAGUGCGAGGGACGCUCAGCCGGCAGCAUCCUGGGGACGUCCAGCACUGAAACCAACAAGACUCAGCCUGCGAUAGAGAUUCAAGGUCCUAUUGAUCGCAUAAAGAGGGUCACGGUCACAGUUUCCUUGGUGACCAAAGACCUCCCACACAGGCCUCACCCCCACUGCCUUGUGGGUAAAGACUGCCCGAAUGGUUCAGGAAUCUGUGUGGUCACGCUUAAUCCUCACACCAACCGACGUCACAGCUUUGCUAACCUUGGUAUUCAGUGUGUGAGGAGGAAAGAGCUGGACAUUUCACUUCAGAAAAGAAGAAGCCAAAAUAUCGACCCCUUUCAAACUGGUGACUCAAAGGGCAUUGAAGACAUGGACAUGAACGCUGUGCGUCUGUGUUUUCAGUGUGAGAUGGAGUGGAACGACGGCAGAAAAGACUGUCUCAGUCCAGUCGUGUCCAACCCCAUCUAUGACAAGAAGGCCACGACGACAUCGCAGCUGAAGAUCAGCUGUUUGAACCAGUACAGAGGUUCCUGCACCGGCAAAACAGAGAUCUACAUGCUGUGUGACAAAGUGCAGAAAGAUGACAUAGAGAUCAUUUUCAGGCGAGGGUCGUGGAAGGCGAGCGGGGAAUUUGCCCAGACAGACGUGCACCGGCAGAUCGCCAUCGUGUUCAAGACUCCACCCUACCAGGACCAGGACAUCACGGAAGAGGUCGAAGUCAGCGUCGCCCUGCGUCGCCUCUCUGACCAGAUGGAGAGCGAGCCUGUUCGCUUCACGUACCUGCCAUACAACCCAGAUCCAUAUGAGGUGAAGCGGAAGAGAAAGAUAAAGUCAGACAUCAGCUUCAGAGAGAAACCUUGUGUGACCGCAGAAAGUUCACCUCCAGCAGAGCAGCCCUUCCACUUCCCGCAGCCUCAAACCCUGUCUCCAGACGAGAGGCUGUGUGCUACCCAGCCUGGGGAAAUGUGUUACAACGAGCUCCAGGACUCGAACGGUGGCACCGAUGUGACCGAAAUCGUUAAUCAGUUGCUGGAUAUGCCUGCAUUCUGGGACAUGGUUGCCGACCCGAGCUUCACCUCGUCCAUGCUCCCUAGCUUUGAGCAGGGGCCCGAUGCCAACGCCACAUUUGCCAACAUGGACAUGAACUUUAACCAGAACUUUGGCUCGUACGCGCAGGACUUUUCCCAUUACAACGACUUGCAGUUCAACAUGCUCGUCAACGAGAGCCAGACACCGCAGUCAGAGGCGCAGGACAGCCCCUCCAACAUGGUUCAGGUGAAGAAGGAGGAGGAGCUAUGAGGACAGGACAGUCAGGAUCAUGUAGCGCUCUCUCUACUUUAAAAGAAUAAUUGUACAUUUUGGGAAAUAUUUGUAUUACCUUUGGAGAGAGCCAGGCUAGCUGUGUCUCCCAGCCUCAUAUUUAGCGUACAGCCAAACAAGAUUAUGUGAAGCAAAAGGCCUCCUUUGCUCCGGCUGCUCACACUGUGAAAUGUGUUUGUAGACUCGUUUGGUUUCACAACUCUGGACUGUUGCCCUCUCAUUAACCCUGUGUCUUUAUCUUUGUCUGAACGCCUUGCUGGUCAAGGCUUUAACAAGGUCAACAUUCCUAAAUGUUAAAUACUGCGAGCAUUAAUCUGCAGGCUUAAGGUCAGCAGAGGUGAUGCUCGCAGCACAAAGCUUAAAAGAGAACUGUUGGACAUAUUAAACAGUAGAAACCCUUCCAUAAGUUGCUGUCUGAUUGUAUCAAAUGAUUGAUGUGGUAAGACUGAAAAACCUGUCGUGUUUGUGCAAAGUUUUGUCUGCUUCAAUGUGAUUUUGGGGAAACGACCUGACUUCCUACUAGAUGUUGUCGGCAGUGUGAAAGGAUUGUAGUUUUUAAAGUCAAAAAGUCUCGAAGAGUAGUUCCGGAUCUGUUCUUCCCAUUGUUCUUGUCUGUUAUUACUCUCUGCUGAUGUGGCCGACCCACCAGCUGGCUUGUUUAAUAGUUAACGUACUUACACGCAGUAGAAACCAGUCCUCCUCGUACUCAUAGCUCUGUGUCAGUUCCUUUUGUUCUGCAGUUUCACUCUCGUGCCAAGCAUUCAAAUUUCCACUCGCAGCUUGUCAUCAGUCCAACCCUGCCCCCUUGCUGCAGCGCUGUAGUGUCAAUAUUUCAGAAGAGACAAAAAUAAAAUGUCACUUUGU
Messenger RNA from Chelmon rostratus (copperband butterflyfish), 2878 nucleotides. It is a transcript of the gene relb, whose product is annotated as v-rel avian reticuloendotheliosis viral oncogene homolog B. Bases 221 to 1993 code for a protein of 590 amino acids. Gene Ontology annotation, molecular function: DNA-binding transcription factor activity, RNA polymerase II-specific; RNA polymerase II cis-regulatory region sequence-specific DNA binding. The record is from RefSeq and is a predicted model, not a curated record. Gene Ontology annotation, biological process: response to cytokine; inflammatory response; cellular response to stress. Gene Ontology annotation, cellular component: cytoplasm. The transcript has 11 exons. NCBI's taxonomy places the organism in Eukaryota, Metazoa, Chordata, Actinopteri, Chaetodontiformes, Chaetodontidae.